AGAGAACUAGGAAAAAAAUACAUAUAAAAUAAGGAGGGAAACAGAUGUCUUUUUCUUUCUUUCUUUCUUUUAUGUGUAAAAAAUUAAUAAAUUGACUGUAUGAUUUUUCAGAUGCUUUACUAUAAUAACACAUAUUCUUUUAAGAUUAAAGCAAUAGUAUAAUUUCAGAAGGCUUACUGAAAUGAGAGCAUAAAUCAGACCAUAAUUCACAAUAUUCACAAUAAAAAAAUAAAAAAUAAAUACUGCUAUCAAGUUGAAAGCGUACAGGACGCAUUUCGUGCAAUAAUUUAAAAUAGAUUUCUCUGAAGUACAAUACUGAUUUUACAGUCAUAGUCAAUAGCACCAUAUUUCUCUAGUUGUUUUUUUCUUUUUUUCUUUCUGAAAACUGAAAUGAAGUUUCAAAUGCAACAAACCGUUUUACCAAAGUAUUAUAAGUUUUUUUUUAGGAAAAGAAAAUACAUAUUUAUAUUUAAUUGUUUAUUUUAUCUUAUUUUAUGGGCAUAUGGGACAAAGUUCAAAUGAAUCAGUAAGUGAAAUAAGUUUUUACAGGCAGUUUUAUCCAAAUAGUACACAUUUUCAGAAAAAAAAAUAUAAUAUCAUUACUUAAAAAACAAGUUACACACACAGACAGACAGGCAGACAGACAGAUAGUCAGUUUUUUACUCCUGCAUGUGAAAAAUUUGGAAGAUUUGCACAAAGUGUAUACAUUUCUUGCAAAAUAAACUAUUUAUGCUUUAUAUAUGUGACCCUGGACCACAAAACCAGUCAUAAGUGUCAAUUUUUCGAAGUUGAGAUUCAUACAACUUCUGAAAGCUGAAUAAAAUAUAAGCUUUCCAUUUGAUGUAUGGUUUGUUAGGAUCGGACAAGAUUUGGCCGAGAUACAACUAUUUGAAUAUCUGAAAUCUGAGGGUGCAAAAAAAUCUAAAUACUGAAAAAAAUCACCUUUACAUUUGUCUAAAUGAAGUUCUUAGCAAUUCAUAUUACUGAUCAAAAAUUAAGUUUUGAUAUAUUUACGGUAGGAAAUUCACUAAAUAUCUUCAUGGAACAUGAUCUUUACUUAAUAUACUAAUAAUUUUUGGCAUAAAAUAAAAAUGGAUAAUUGUGACCCAUACAAUGUAUUUUUGGCUAUUGCUACAAAUAUAGGGUCCAGGGUCACACACAUAUAUAUAUGAGCCAGACCACCGUAGAAUGACCUGCGCGUUCUCCGGUUUAAUCACCAGGGGGCGUCAUUCCACUAACUCUUCAACCCGGCUGAAGUUUUUCUUAGAGAUUUUACUUAGAAUUAUGAAAGAUCUAUUCAGAAAUGUGACUGAUAAAAAGGACCGGUAAGAAAAUAAUAUUUUGAAACUCGAGGUCUAUUUGCAGCGGAUUAAUUUUACAAAACAAUUUCACAAAUGAGUAAAACUAGACACAGUUUGAAUUAACACUAACCAAGGUGUUUGAAGACGUAUUUAUUAAGAACCCAUGUUGUAUCAAUACUUAAAUCUCGAAUUAUUCUGCAGUUUUGGAACGAAAUUUUCCAUUUGUCUGCACUGCAUGCCACAUGGAGCCAUUUUCGGACAAAAAACACUUGAAUUUGGGCUAAUCAUUCUGGCAUCUACCUCCGUUCAGUCUUAAAUACUCGACAUUUAAAUCUGACACAGGUAAAUAAACAACAGCAUGAUGAUUUCAGAGGUCUCAAGAAAUGUAAAUAUGCCACUUGGAGCUUUUUCGCUAAAAUUAUUUCAGAAAUAAAAGCAGGCCUAAGUCAGGUGUGUGAGAUUCUGUUUAAGACCAGCACCACUCAGCAUCAAACAGCACCCUGCUUAUGUUUUUAAGGAUUCAGUGAAGAUAAUUCAUUAAUUAUUUAAACCGUUGCAUUAAAACAAAAAUACCCUGAGAAAAUAAAUUUAUAAAUAUUAUUAUGAACACUGAUCGUUGUUUAAAUCUCAUUUUAAUUGGCUUUUAAAUUUUCAACAAUUGCCAUUUAACCUUUCAAUUAAAUACUUAAUUCUAAUUGAAUUUAUUUCAUAUUCAGCCUUCUUGUACCUGUAACUUGACUUUAGCAGACGUCCCAAUUGUUCUGGUGACAAAAAUGGCUGCUAUCAUAUGCCACGCCCACUACUCCAAUAAUUCUUAAAAUACUGCAUAAAUUUGAUCCACAAGACGUAAUAUUAAUUUUUUUUGACAAGACUACCUAUUACAGAAGAUAUUUACAAUGUGUCAUGGCAUGUAAAACUUCAUUUGUGCCUUCAGUCUCACUGCAAAGUUGAAAUAGUGCUUCUAAGGGAGACUCCAACCACCAACACCAAAAGGAUGAUAAAAUGUUAUAUAUAUAUAUUUGGUUAAUGUCAAAAUGUGAAAUAACACAACAUUCUAUUAAAAGAGAUGUUAUUAUAUGCACUGUAAUAGCGAAUAUCACUCAGAAAUAAGUCUUUUUACGAAGCUUUUGAAUAUUCAAAUUGAAAGUAUCGCGCAAUCAAAUCAUUGUCAAAUCAUUGAGUUCUUGGGGUUUUAAAUAGUAGGGAUGAGGGGAGAAAAACUCAAACUAAAAUAUCCCUAGCUAUAUUACUGUAUAAUUGUAUGUCCUGAGAGUGUUUUGAGGCUACUUUGUUGAGACUUUUUAAGACUUUUGUGAAUAAUUCGUUCUUGCCCAUAUAAUAGAGCAAAGAACUGACGUUGGGGUUUUUCACUGUAGCUCUUCCAGAGUUUUCCUCCUUUUCAGGCCAAUAUGUCUGCAGAUAAACCUAAGGUAUACCAGGGUGUGCGUGUGAAGACCACCGUUAAGGAGUUACUGCAGAAGCACAGAGCCCUGCAGGCACAGAAAACCGCAUGUGCAACGAAAUCACAAGCCGUUGCUGCUCGCGAUGUCUGCUCUACGACCAUGAAUACCCACCUUGAUGUCUUUGGAAUGCAAGCUACAGAGCCCUAUUUCCAGACACGUCCCUUUACCGAAAGUGUCAACAUCCCUAUGGAGAAUGCUUAUGAUCAUCAACAGAUGAUGCAUAUGAUGCCACCUGAGACUUUCAGCGGCUGUAAUUUCGUGUGUCCCACCUCUGCGCAGUGGUCUAAUGGAUAUCUACCUUCCAAUACGGACCUCUAUGGUUCUAGCCUGGUUUCGAGGUCACCCUCAGACCCCUUCAAUCUCCCCAGUCCCGUUGACUACAACAGUUACUCUCCCCCUCAGUCAAACUCUUCAUCUUCUUCGUGCUACAACUCCCCAACACGGAUGGAUUUGAGCUCCAGUUUCUCUCCAGAAAAUUACCACAAUCAGCAUUGCAACCUGCAGCAGUGCUUUUGUCUGCCGCACUGGUCCAAUGUGCAGGAAGGCAUGGCAACCUCAGAGUCUGCGCCCUACGGCUCAUCAGACUGUUUGUAUUCAUAUGGCGACGACAGCUAUUUCAGAAGGGAUAUUUCAAACUCAGAGAUGUGUUACUUAUAAAAUGCAUUUUGAAGCACUUUGCGCGAAAAUCCAGUGUCAUAAUUGAUUCACAUUAAUGCAUUUGUUGUAUUUUUAGUUUAGAUAAAAGAACAAGCAGUGAUAGAAUGCACGAUUGGGCUUAGUUUAGGAGUAGUAUAAGCAAAAAGGUUGAUUGCAGAGAGCUAAAUAUGUGUGAGUAUAAUUUACAAAUUAUUCAUUUAUCUUUUUUACAAUAAACAUAUUUUUCGUAA
This is a messenger RNA of Onychostoma macrolepis, 3651 nucleotides long. It is a transcript of the gene pou2af3, whose product is annotated as lnc RNA pou2af1. The record is from RefSeq and is a predicted model, not a curated record. Gene Ontology annotation, molecular function: POU domain binding; DNA binding. NCBI's taxonomy places the organism in Eukaryota, Metazoa, Chordata, Actinopteri, Cypriniformes, Cyprinidae. The transcript is spliced from 5 exons. The coding region runs from base 2711 to 3421 and encodes 236 amino acids.